GACCUACCAAUACGCAAGCGCAUGUGUUAGUGGCUACUUCCGGUUGUUGGAGAGCAAGACUGGGAGACAAAUAGAGAAAAUACCUUGUUCAAAAUAGGGUCUACGAUGUCUAGGGUGAGAAGAGCCAGUCACGCUGGCAGUUGGUACACUAGUUCAGCUAGUGAACUCAAUGCCCAGCUGGAGGGCUGGCUAAACCAAGCCAGCCCAGUCCAUUGGCCUGCAAGAGCCAUUAUUGCACCGCAUGCUGGUUAUUUCUACUGUGGAGCCUGUGGCGGCCAUGCUUACAGACAGGUAGAUCCCACAAAUAUAAAACGGGUGUUCAUCCUAGGUCCAUCUCAUCAUGUCAGGUUAUCAGGGUGUGCUUUAUCAACUACAGAAAAAUAUGAAACUCCUUUGUAUGAUUUACUAUUAGACCAAAAAAUUUAUGAAGAACUGUACAGUACAGGUUCAUUUGAACCCAUGACCAUUGGAACAGAUGAAGGGGAACACAGUAUAGAAAUGCAUUUACCAUAUAUAGCAAAAGUUAUGGAAAGCCGCCAGGGUCAGUUUACCAUUGUUCCUGUCCUAGUGGGUUCUUUAUCCACAGACAAGGAAAGACACUAUGGACAGAUAUUCAGCCGGUUUCUAGCAGAUCCAGAGAAUCUCUUUGUAAUUUCUUCAGACUUCUGUCACUGGGGCAAGCGCUUCCAUUAUACUCACUAUGACAAAUCGUGUGGUGAUAUAUGGCAAUCUAUAGAGACUUUAGACAGGAAGGGGAUGGACCUGAUUGAAAGUUUGAAUCCUAUGGCCUUCGCAGAGUAUCUCAGGAAGUUUGGCAACACAAUCUGUGGAAGACAUCCCAUUGGGGUGUUAUUAAAUGCUGUAGAUGCCUUAAAGAAGCACUCCAAUGGGCGCACAAUGUCUAUGAAGUUUGUACAAUAUGCCCAGUCAAACCAGUGCCACUCAACCUCCGAUUCAUCAGUUAGUUAUGCAUCUGCCUCACUUGUGUUAAGAUAGUCCUCAGUUUAUUUGAUUUCAUCUCUUUUCACAACCCCAAACUCUUGGAUUUCAACACAGGCUGGUUUCAGAAGGGAAAAAAAUGGGUAACAGUGGAUAAAGGGUCAAUGAAAUUAACUUGAAUUACAGUUCAGAACAUAUAAAUAUCCUGAUGUCAUCAUGGAGUUCUGAUGGAUUUCAACAUCCAAGUCUGAAUUUACAAGGUUGUAGGAAAGCAGUGGGGCUUGACUAAAUGCAAUGAUUUAUAGGACUUUGUGUCGAAUAUGGUGUCCUCAUCUGAAGAUUUAUUCAUAGAAGAAAAUUUCAGAAAAUUAAAGUGCAGAGAAAAAUGCACAGGGCACAAAAAGAAAGGUGUAGUGGAAUUGUAUGCUACAUGUGUGCAGAUAACAGCAGCAAGUAUCAAGAGGA
Lingula anatina is the source of this 1404-nucleotide messenger RNA. RefSeq names its product protein MEMO1-like. The record is from RefSeq and is a predicted model, not a curated record. Lineage: Eukaryota; Metazoa; Brachiopoda; Lingulata; Lingulida; Lingulidae.